Nicotiana attenuata is the source of this 1053-nucleotide messenger RNA. RefSeq lists its product as uncharacterized. NCBI's taxonomy places the organism in Eukaryota, Viridiplantae, Streptophyta, Magnoliopsida, Solanales, Solanaceae. Bases 389 to 763 code for a protein of 124 amino acids. The record is from RefSeq and is a predicted model, not a curated record. The transcript has a single exon.
GUUUCAUGUAAAUUCCAAAUCUCCACCUCUUCCAUUUUACACAUAUUAAUGAGAAAAUUAUACUUAUAAGAGUCGAUCAUUUAUAUAUAGUAGUAUAUACUUAGUAGUAGAGAAAAAGAUCCUUUUUGCCCUAACCUUCGAUCUCCACUAGCGCGACAACUGUCUAAAUCAUUUGACGCUUCUUCUCACUGAGCAAUCGCUCGACUUCCACUUGAGGUUCGGAGAAAACUUAUACUUAGUAAUUUCUUUUGUGUAGAGAGAAAGCUCCUCUUUGCUCCAACCUUCAACCUCCACCAGCGUGAUAACUGUCUAAAUCAUUUGACGUUUUUUUCACUGAGCAACCUUCGACUUCCACUUCAGGUUCGGGGAAAACUUAUAGGGAGAAGAUAUGGGAAAUUGCUGCCUUAAACAUGGAUCUAACAUGGUAUGGGCAGGAGAUGAUGAUGAAGAGUGGGAAUGUGUCGUAGCGCCAAAAACUUUAGUUGAAGAGAAAGAAAAAUUGUUGAGUGAUAAUUCCAGAGACUUAUUCUCCUCUUCUUCUUCUUCUUCUUCAUCAACGAUUAAUUAUAAAGAGGUGAAGAUUAGAAUAUCAAAAAAGGAGCUAGAGAAAAUGCUAGGGAAAAUUGAGAAUAUGGAGGAAGUAACAAUGGACCAACUCUUGUCUGGAUUUUUGAGUUCUAGCAAUAAUAGCUUUGAAUGUGAGAAUUUCCAGGUUCAACGCUCCUGGAGACCUCGUCUUCAGAGCAUUCCUGAGGUUGAUUGACGUUGAGAAAACCCUAAACAGAGGCGAAUACAAAAUUUAUAGUCAGUGCGUUAAAAAUGAAUAUUAUAUUAUAUUCCGCAUAUAUAUGUGCUUAUAUAUCGAGCCAAAAGCAAUGAGUUCACGGGGUGGUGAAGGAUUUUUGUUUCCUUCCUAAUUUUCUCUGCCUUCUUUAAUUUGUUUCUUUUUGUUUAUACAUUGUUAGGUUUUAGGUGUAUUUAUUGAUAACGUUGUAAAGAAAUUAACUGGAUUACUCAAUAUUUCUGUAUAAAGUUUAUUAUAUUUUUAAGGCC